GGAAGAAUGUCCCUUACAUUGGUGAUCAGUGGGAAGAAUGUCCCUUACAUUGGUGAUCAGUGGGAAGAAUGUCCCUUACAUUGGUGAUCAGUGGGAAGAAUGUCCCUUACAUUGGUGAUCAGUGGGAAGAAUGUUCCUUACAUUGGUGAUCAGUGGGAAGAAUGUCCCUUACAUUGGUGAUCAGUGGGAAGAAUGUCCCUUACAUUGGUGAUCAGUGGGAAGAAUGCUCCUUACAUUGGUGAUCAGUGGGAAGAAUGUCCCUUACAUUGGUGAUCAGUGGGAAGAAUGCCCCUUACAUUGGUGGUCUGUGGGAAGAAUGUCCCUUACAUUGGUGAUCAGUGGGAAGAAUGUCCCUUACAUUGGUGAUCAGUGGGAAGAAUGCGCCUUACAUUGGUGAUCAGUGGGAAGAAUGUCCCUUACAUUGGUGAUCAGUGG
This is a messenger RNA of Staurois parvus, 435 nucleotides long. NCBI's taxonomy places the organism in Eukaryota, Metazoa, Chordata, Amphibia, Anura, Ranidae. The record is from the annotation of a GenBank genome assembly.